UAUUCUUUAUUCGUUCGGAGGAGGAGGAAGAGGAACAAAGAAAUCAGAAAUGCCACGAAAUAUGAACGGAAACAGAAACCAAGACGGAGAAGAUGAGAGGGGAUUAUUGUGGAAUCUUCCCGUUCUUAAAUCUUCCAGAUUCGGAAAUUUAGGCCCCGCCUUCGGUCUCGGCGUUGGUUGUGGCGUCGGCUUUGGCAUCGGCCUCGUCGGAGGUGCUGGAUUUGGUCCAGGAAUUCCUGGCUUACAGCUUGGCUUUGGUCUUGGUGCUGGAUGUGGAGUUGGCUUAGGAUUUGGCUAUGGUGUUGGCAGGGGUAUUGCCCAAGAUGACAAACGCAGAUACUCAAACGUUGGGGAUGUAUUGCGUGGUCGUCAAAGUAUUUUUCCUCAUCAGGACGAUAUCGGCGCGCUUGUUGACGACCUUGUCCUAAAUACAAAGAGACUUAUCCGAGCUACUUCAAAGGAGAUUGACAAGUGGAAAAGAUGAAAUUUUACUCAUUUGUUAUUACAUUGUACAAGUCUAUUACGAACAACAACAAUCAAAACUGAAGAACAAAGAAACGUGCUGGCUGACAUAUGGUAUGUUAUUACUUCGGCUUUUAGAGGCAGAAUUUAUGUACAAUUGUUUAGAAAGAUGUAUUUAACCUCUAAAUCUCAUAUGCAUUGGGUUUUGAGCAAUCUUAAAAUGCCAAAUGCUUAAUGUAUUAGUUUAGGUCCCUAGAUGGCUGAUUUAUCAUUGUGUGUAUGCAUUGGUUACGUGCGCCCGUAGUUAAAAGGUGAAAUUUUGCUAA
Molecule: messenger RNA, 788 nt
Organism: Cucumis sativus (cucumber)
Lineage: Eukaryota; Viridiplantae; Streptophyta; Magnoliopsida; Cucurbitales; Cucurbitaceae
Product: glycine-rich cell wall structural protein 1
Exons: 3
Coding region: 50-484 (144 amino acids)
Source: RefSeq, a predicted model, not a curated record